AGAGAAAGAAGGGGUCGGAAAAAAAAAAGUGAGAAAGAGCCACAAACUCUUGUUUUGUCGAUUCCAGCAUCUCGCAGUUCUCCGUAUCCUCCAUAUUUCCCUAACUAUCGUUCGCUGCAACCACCCCUCGUCACAGUACUGUCGCUCGCUGAUCCAUUCUCUCUUUGCCCUACUGUCCCUUGUACCCGCUGUAUCGCCGCGUUUCGGAUCCCACCCAAAUAUCCUUCGUGCAGCAUCCUCGGGCUGGGCUCCAUAACCGCUCCGUACUCUACCUGCGCUAAACCGUCAGUCACUAUCCAUCCAUACGAAGGUGACUUAGUACAGAGUGCGAUCGCUUCUCCCCCUCCUCCACAGUCGCUAUAUUCGGUUGUCUCGUCUUUCUUUUCACGUCUUUGCACGUCGCAAACCUCGGUCUUGGUGGGUUGAAUCCAUCGCGAUUUUGAAUAUCCAGCCCUCAUCGAGUUGCGUUGCACCGUUGCCGCUGUCCAACUACAGCUUUACCUCGACACUCGUUCUGAAAUAUACCCCAAGCUGUGUUCGACUGCUUUAGCACUACCAGCCUUCACACUCGCUUUACCAUGGCAGCGGUUAACACCCCAUCGUCUGCUGCUGCGACCUCGCCCAACUACUACGAGCCAUCCUCGAGACCCUCCUCAAGACCGACCAGUGCAUCUCGCCAAAGCCCGGUUCGCAUUCCCAAUCUUGAUCAUGCUGAGGGUCCAGGAUUGCGCGAUGGGCCUGUCUCUCCUGUUCGUGUGAACUUCCAGCAGGGAGACUGGGUUCAGCCUUCAAAUGCUGAUGUGGAAUAUACUCCGAAGCAAGCCUUGAGGGGGGAAUUGGUCGAUCGUACUCUUCAUCCGCUUCCCUCGCCCCCAGGGACUGCUCCUCCUCCACCACCACAGUACGGUCGUAAGUCGCAGCCAACAAGCCCUCGAGAAUUACAUGACGGGGCCUUCAUGGCCGAAUCCGCCAAGACGACUCCGACGGAACGAGUUCGUGGUCAGGAUCAAUGCCGCAACAGUCGUGAAUCAGAUGAAACUGCGAGUUCAAACCCACAGCAGGUCUCGAUCGAGUCUUCGGCGACGACAAGUGCAAGCUCUCUUUCAGGUGUGAAUGAGAAUAUCGAGGGCCGGGCAUCAGGCGACUCUGCUGAAAGUUCAAUUAUUGAAAGCAACGUGCCUGAGGUGCCGCUCUUCCAGUACCAUCAUCAGAAAGACUAUCCGCCGAGAGCUCCUAACCCGGAAGCCGGGGGUUCUUCAACUCCUGAUUUGUCUGAGAGUGCUUCAAGUCUUGGCCGUCACCUUACUCCAAACCCGGGUAAUCAGAUGAGAACAUCCCUGCCUCGGCCACCGUCCUCAUAUUCCGUCUAUUCUGAUUCUCGUGGCCGCUCUCCAGGCCUGAUGCCAGGUGGCCCGCAGUCACGUAAAUCUCCCGAUGUUAGACUGUCAACUUAUGCAGAGUUGCUCAAUGCCCCUUAUCCUCAACAAGCUCCUGCGCCUCUGACUCCUGAUAACUCAAAUCUCCGAACUGUUAUAGGCAACAAUGCCUCUCUCCUCAGUACCCAAAAGACUUUGGACAUGUAUCGUGCGAACGUCAAGAAGACAAAUGACUCUUCGAUCCAGUACUCAUUUGCCAUCUUUCUGAUUUCAACAGCUCGGGAACAAGGUCUGGACUUUUCGGAGCCUAAAACUCGCAAGAACAGUCCGAAGCCUCAAAAAGGUCGUGACAGUCCAGCUGCUGAAGGUUCCGUCUCAAGCCCACAGGAGUUGGUUCGCGAAGCUCGACAAAUUCUGCAGCGUCUUGCUAGUGCUGGCUAUCCUUUUGCUCAAUACUAUCUCGCGGAUGGUUUCGCCUCUGGGCUUUUCAGUAAGGGUAAGGAGGACUAUAACUCAGCCUUCCCCCUGUUUGUUUUGGCUGCGAAACAUGGACAUGCCGAAUCUGGGUAUCGAACUGCACUAUGUUACGAGUUUGGCUGGGGCUGCCGAAAGGACCCUGCCAAGGCGGUACAAUUCUUGCGUACAGCUGCCUCGAAGCGACAUCCCGGUGCCAUGACGCGUCUGGGUAAGGCCUGUCUGUCUGGAGACCUCGGAGAAAAGCGCUAUCGAGAAGGAAUCAAGUGGAUGAAGCUGGCUGCUGAAGCUGCCGAUAUCCAAUACAACUCGGCACCAUACCAACUCGGUUGCUUAUACGAGAAUGGGUAUGGUGCAGACAUCUUCAAGGACGAUAACCAUGCUGCCGAGCUUUUUACCCAGGCUGCUGAACUGGGACACCCCGAAGCUAGCUAUCGGCUCGGCGAUGCUUAUGAGCAUGGCUUGCUCAAUUGUCCUCGAGAUCCAGCUCUUAGCGUACACUUUUAUACCGGUGCAGCUGAGCGGGGGCAUGCUGGCGCCAUGAUGGGUUUAUGUGCAUGGUAUAUGGUCGGCGCUCCACCAAUUUUGGAAAAGGACGAAGAGGAGGCCUAUGAGUGGGCGCGUCGGUCUGCUGAUUUGGGUUUUGUCAAGGCACAGUAUGCUGUUGGUUACUUCACAGAGAUGGGCAUUGGAUGUCGUCGCGAUGUCCUGGAAGCCAAUGUCUGGUAUGUCAAGGCUGCCGAUGCUGGUGAGGAGCGAGCCAAGCAGCGUUUGGCAAUUAUUCAAGCAGCCGUCAGCGGACAGGGCACUCCGAUGGAGGUUGCUCCUCCACGCAACGGAAAGAUACAGAAGAACAGCAAAGACGAUAAAGACUGCAUCGUGAUGUGA
Molecule: messenger RNA, 2738 nt
Organism: Fusarium graminearum PH-1
Lineage: Eukaryota; Fungi; Ascomycota; Sordariomycetes; Hypocreales; Nectriaceae
Exons: 2
Coding region: 579-2738 (719 amino acids)
Molecular function (GO): protein binding
Source: RefSeq, a predicted model, not a curated record